This is a messenger RNA of Fusarium graminearum PH-1, 1044 nucleotides long. RefSeq lists its product as uncharacterized. Gene Ontology annotation, molecular function: zinc ion binding; oxidoreductase activity. The transcript is spliced from 4 exons. The coding region runs from base 1 to 1044 and encodes 347 amino acids. NCBI's taxonomy places the organism in Eukaryota, Fungi, Ascomycota, Sordariomycetes, Hypocreales, Nectriaceae. The record is from RefSeq and is a predicted model, not a curated record.
AUGAAGUCUGUGGUGUUCAAAGGGGUCAAGCAGGUUGCCCUUGAGGAUCGGCCCAAGCCCAUGAUCCAGGAUCCGACUGAUAUCAUUGUCAAAGUCAAGUACACAGCAUUCGAGCUUCAUGUCUUCCGCGGACAUCAGCCUUCCGGCACCGGAUUCAUCAUGGGUCAUGAGUUCACUGGCGUCAUCGAUCAAGUCGGCUCUGCUGUAAAAUCCCUCGAGGUGGGCGACGCUAUUGUCAGCCCCUUCACCGUAAGCUGCGGAGAGUGCUUCUUUUGCAAGCGCGGAUACUCAUCACGAUGUGACAAAAGCCUUCUCUUCGGAACCGUGCUUCUUGAUGGCGCACAGGCCGAAUACGUAAGAAUCCCGUAUGCUCAGAGCACAGUGAUGAAAGCUCCAAAAGAGGUAGAGGACCUCAAGCUCUGUCUUAUGGCCGAUAUCUUUCCGACUGGCUGUUACGCUGCAUCCAACGGUCUCGAUAGCUUGGAUAAGGAGCGUGUUCAGGAGAGCAUUGUCGUCCUCAUAGGCUGCGGUCCUGUUGGUAUCUGUGCUCUUAUUGCUGCACUGGAGUACAAGCCCAAAGCCAUUCUAGCGGUAGACGGCAUAGAAUCCAGGCUAUCGCUCGCCAAGGACCUUGGUGCUGAGCCUUGGAACUAUCUCACACAAAAGCAAGAUCUGGAAAAGCGAGUCAAGGAUCUCAGUGAUGGCCGUGGUGCUGAUGUGAUUAUUGAGGUUGUCGGACAUAGCUCCGCUUUGGACAUGGGAUUCAAGCUUCUCCGGCCGUGGGGUAUCAUCUCCAGUGUCGGUGUUCACAACGGAGAGAUCCCUUGGACUGGAAACGAGGCUUAUGGCAAAAAUCUUACCAUUAAAAUGGGGAGAUGCCCGGUUCGAAGUAUUUUUGAAAACUCGUUGAAGCUGCUUGCAAAGAAGCAACACCUGCUGGAGUUUAUGACAGCUACUGUGAUGCCUUUGAGCAAUGCUCCUGAAGGCUAUGAGCUUUUUGACUCUAUGAAGGUUCAAAAAGUCAUUUUUGACGCCGAGAAGUAA